This is a messenger RNA of Funneliformis mosseae, 957 nucleotides long. The record is from the annotation of a GenBank genome assembly. NCBI's taxonomy places the organism in Eukaryota, Fungi, Glomeromycota, Glomeromycetes, Glomerales, Glomeraceae.
AUGAGAACCAGUACAAGUUAUCCAACAACUCGCACUCCUGUCCAUUCAUUGUCUAAUUAUCAAAGGCAUAUGAAGAUUGGAAGAUAUAUGGCAUGUAAGGGACAUUCACCGGACUCUUCACAAUUUCUGUGCUCUUGCAAAGGAUGGCGACCCAAUUCUGUUGUUAAUGGUUCUGGACGAAUCGAUUUGUGCAUUUGUGGUCACAAAUUAGGGAUUCAUGGAAAUGUUAAUGACAUUUAUGGUGAAGACUUUUUUAAAUUAUUGAAUAUUGCCAUUCAAAUCGACGAAUAUUUAGAUAAGAAAGGGAAAUUAUUAGACUUUGAGUAUGUGGAUAAAUUUGUUCAAAAAAUGAGAGAUCAAAUGACAUCUACCAUGAAUCACACUAGACAUUAUCAUGGAAUAAUAUGUAACAAGGAACCAGUUGAAAAAGAUUUGAAUCUUAAUGAAAGAAACAAUAAAUUUGAUCAUAGGCUCAUAUUUACGGAAGAACAGGAAGGAGACAUUCGAUGGAGAAUCAUUAACAAUGACGGUUCACGGGAGAAUUUGUUUUUACUUACGAGCGUUAAGGAAUUGAUUUCUACCGCAUUACCAAAGAUGCCAGCAGAGUAUAUCGCUCGUGUUGUGUAUAAUCAUAAUCAUUACAAUUUGGUGAUCGUUAAAGAGCCCAAUAAAGUUAUUGGUGGGAUUUGCUAUCGUCCAUUUACGGAAAGGAACUUUAUUGAAAUCGUUUUCUUUGCUGUUAAUGGAGAUUAUCAAGAUAAGGGAUAUGGUAGACGUUUGAUGAAUCGUUUAAAGUAUUUCAUGAGGGAUGUGGUCAAGAUCAAAUAUAUUCUGGUUUACGCAGAUGAAAGUGCCAUCGGUUUCUUUCGUAAGAUUGGAUUUACAACCAAUAUUACAUUAGAUAAGGACAUUUGGAGAGGAUAUAUCAAGGAUUAUAGUAAAGCAAAACUAAUGCAG